Molecule: messenger RNA, 1089 nt
Organism: Cryptosporidium muris RN66
Lineage: Eukaryota; Apicomplexa; Conoidasida; Eucoccidiorida; Cryptosporidiidae
Product: AP2 domain-containing protein
Exons: 1
Coding region: 1-1089 (362 amino acids)
Biological process (GO): regulation of DNA-templated transcription
Molecular function (GO): DNA-binding transcription factor activity
Source: RefSeq, a predicted model, not a curated record
AUGGGCGAUAAUGUAAAGAGCACGUGCGCCUUAGUUCUACCUGUCAAAAAAGAUAGAGAAGAUGAUGAGACAUUCGAUUUUUUGGAUAUUGAUGAGGAAGAGUUAGUUCAUGAUGUCCAGAAGGCCGUUUCACCAACAUCUUCAAGGCCUUUAGAUACUGCAGAUCUACAUGGAAUUAAUAAUGUAUUGAACACAGUGCCAAAUACAUUCCCUUACUUUGGGCAUCCACUUUUAUUACCUCAAAAUCAGAAUUUAAUUAAUCUUGUAGCUGUAUGUGUAAGUACUCCUCCUCCAUAUACUACUGGACUACCUCAAAACAAUCCUUUUUUUGCUAGUCAUGGAGUUAAUGAACAUGUGAAUUUCGUGCCUAUUACCCCAACUCCCUUAUUCUACUUUGGUCUAACUGAAGAUAACUCACAAAAUUGUUUCAGAGCGCCAAACUCUGGACAUGAUUAUGACACUUUUGAAGUAGAGCGCACUGGAACUUCUGAAACAGGCUAUUCUAGUAAUAUGUCAGCUUCAGCAGACUCUUUUCAAAACCAAAAAGUAUAUGGCGGUAUAAACUUGCGUAAUAAAACAUCUCGUGCAAUACUUAAAAAGGGUCAAAAUGUUACUUGUGAAAAGAAAAAUCGAUGGCAAUUGGCUGAUCCACAAUUCAAGUCAGGUUAUAAAGGAGUAAGUUGGAAUAGUCGUAUGGAGGCGUGGUUGGCAUUUUUUGUAGAAAAUGGAGUUCGUAAAUCAAAAACAUUUAGUAGCCGUAAGUUGGGUUUCAAUAGGGCCCGUGAAAAAGCUAUAAAGUAUUUAGAUGCACGCAGGAAAGGGAUAAUUUUGCCUACUCCUCCUCCUUUAAGCCCUUCAAAGGGUAUGAGUGAUCGUAUUCCAAAUCAAAAGAGGCCAGAGGAACUUUUACUAGAGGCAGUUGGAAGAGCUUUUGAAGAUGAACAUAAGCAGGAUAAACAAAUCAAUGAGGAUAUUAAGAGUUACUCUGAAGCUGAUAGAAAUAUAAAGAUGAAUGAUUAUGAUUAUACCCCAAAAUCAUCUACUUCAACCUUUGUAGAUUCUGCUCAAUCUACUCCAACUACUAGAUAA